Molecule: messenger RNA, 2484 nt
Organism: Daldinia caldariorum
Lineage: Eukaryota; Fungi; Ascomycota; Sordariomycetes; Xylariales; Hypoxylaceae
Exons: 2
Coding region: 689-2134 (481 amino acids)
Source: RefSeq, a predicted model, not a curated record
GGCUGGAGGUCAUUAUCGACCCGAUCGCUUAUUACAUGUAUAUCUUAGGUAAAUUAUAGGGAAUCUAGGAAUCUAUCUAGAGUUGAAAAGGAGUGGAUAUUAGGUUAGGUACAUAUCAAUAAAGAAAGCUAGUUGCGGAAUAGGACUGAUAUUGGCUCUCACAAAUUACAACCCGUAUUCUAAAAAUAUCCUAUCAUGCGUACCUACAACAUGAAAGAAUUUGUACCUACCUACCUAUCCUUAGCUGUUGUGACAGACUCGUCUAUUUUCCCAAUCCCGUCAAACCUUUUAUAAUGAUAUAUAAUGAUACGUCAGAUAUUAUGAUAACUCCAACCGCAGCCUACCUUCCCGUGUAACUUCCCCUCGAUUCUGAGGCCGUAUCGUGCAGCUCUUCCCGAUCUGAAAUGAGUCACUUUGAGUGAUUGGAAGGGAACGUGUAUAAUAUCGGCCUUAUAUAUCUAAUGAUUGAAUAGAAGCUGGAUACUGGAAGCCGGUUGGUGCUAUGGUCGCUGCCUAUACCCGUUGACUCGAAAUGCGCGUAUGGUCGCACAACGAAAUGUCCUCACGGGCGGGGUAAUGUUUUCUACUUGAGGCCCAAGAGGCCCAUGAGGUAGCCUCGACUUAUAUUCAUCAUCGCCGGCUCCUAGUUUUCCAGCAAUAUGGCGUUUUCAUCAGAGAAUCAGCAAUAAUGGGCUCUGCAAAGACGUCAGGAAGGGUACCUCGGAUGGACCCUUACUCAAGAUUACUCCAUCGAUUCUACGAACCCCUGAUCUUAUCGAGAGUCCUCGGGCAGACGAGGGGAACGCAUACAUCGACCCCUCAGGACGGCGAGGGCCAAUCCAGACGUAGAAGAAGGCUGCUUCGGAACCUCGCUUACCUUUGCGAUCACGACAAAGGUGGCGAUGAGACUUCAUCCGUUGCACUCGAGGAUAACGACCAAUGCCACGUCUUCUGGGUCGCUUCAAAUACACCUCGCGCUGGCAAGAAGAACGUGGAGUUUCUGAAGUCGUCCCUGGCAACGAUACGCGUUAUCAUUGCGCUUGAAGAAGAACAAAGGGGGCCUCUCGAGGUUGAAUUCACCCGUACAUGUAUAGAGUUUGCUGGGCAUAGAGUGAAGAAGGAGGUCAAACUACUAUCGAGGGCGAUAAGAGACUGUCAGAAACGCACUGAUUACGUCGCGGAUUCCGAGUUAGCAACAUGGCUAGAACAGUUCAUAUUGGGCACAGCAGAGUCUACGACCGAUAUCUGCUUCAAAGCUUAUGACCAGCGAAAAGCGCCCGAGAUGCGUUCGCUAGAGAAUAUAACUUCCUCUAAUAACCAAGACGCCAGUUUCGACAAAUAUGUUUCACCCUUCGGCGUAGUACACCAUUGGUUGGGGCGGUUGGCUCACCAUGUGCGAGCACCGAAGGAAGUUAUCGAAGACUCUCUUGAGUUAGACCACCUAUUCGACCCGCACGAAGUAUGCUUGGUUAGAUCGCCACCAAGUAAUCCACGACCUCAGGCCGACUCUCUUACCGGGCUGGACGGUAUCUUGAAGCGGAUGUUGCCGGCCGAGGACCCAGAGCUGAAUGAUUAUACGGAAGCUCUAGCGUCUCUGGAUCGCAAGUUUCAAAUUACAAAGCGAGUCCGGGACGAGUACGACAAUAAGAACUUCCAGCCACGUAUCCAUGCCGAAAUACAGAUUUUGGAGCAUUUCUAUAAAAAUCAACUCCGGUACGUUGGCAACGAUUCCUAUAUCGGAUGUAGCAAGCCGGCGUGCUAUUGCUGCAAUCUCUACUUUCGACACCAUAAAGCCAGACCCGUGGAGCCCGAGUCGCAUCAGAAGAUAUAUCUGAACUGGGGAGUACCGGAGUUGACUCACGGGUCGAAAGACCCCGGUUACAACGCACAGCGAGAUCUGAUGAACAAGAUGCUGGAAACGAUCAGGAAAGACGCCUUGGCGCAGAUCAUCCAGAAAGCAGGGCCGCUUAAGUGGCACCCCGAUUCGCUGACGGGGAUUACCAUCUCAACGAGGGCGCUCCCGCCCAUAGUCAUGUCGGAGGGUAUCUCCGUCGCCAAAUCGCAACCAUCGCAACCGUCGCAACCACGGACUAUUGAAGAAUCAAGCAGUCCCUCUCUCGACGACGACGACUGAGGCUGCGGACGGGUUGAACUCCGAUUCCGAUGUCGGUUUCGAUUCGACUGGUGUUGCAAUUGUAUGACAUGGUUUGUCUUUCUUUUGCAGGACACUAUAUGAAAAGGUGUUAAGCCCGAUUGGCUUGUUGGUGUUAUCUCGUUGGGACUAUUACAUUUGGUAGUACCUGAGGUAUAUAUAAUUGUUAUCUGAUGAGGAUGUCACACCAUGACAUCGAAGCUGCAACAGCGGGUGCUUUAGCUUUAUCGAAAAUGGAGAGGUACAUUUUAAGUAAGGUGAUUACCUGAAUGAAGAUGAGAUAGGUACCUUACCUACCUAAUCUUGCAAACUCUAAGCUGCGAGCAUGUAUA